Molecule: messenger RNA, 1054 nt
Organism: Polychytrium aggregatum
Lineage: Eukaryota; Fungi; Chytridiomycota; Chytridiomycetes; Polychytriales
Exons: 3
Coding region: 148-684 (178 amino acids)
Source: RefSeq, a predicted model, not a curated record
CCAAGCGAACUUUGAGAAGGAAGAGCGGAGGAGGUUGUGCCCAGCGAGGAAGUUGACGGGGUAGACAGAGUGGCCGUCUGAGAAUCUAUCGUCGAUGACGAUACUUCGAAGGAGGUUGAAGAAGGAGAGAUUAUCGUCGAAGAUAGGAUGGUAGCCGUUGAUACGGAAGUUUGGGUCGAAGUUAUCGAAUUGGGAGAUGUUAAUGUAACAGUGGAAGUUGGAUCAGCAGAUCCUGUGGAAGAAGCUGUGAAAGAGGUACUAUUGGGAGAUUCGGAAGGAGUAUUUUGGCUAUUACUGGUGGUCGAAGUGCUUGUUGAAGUGACGGUCGCGAAGGUGGUUGUAAUCGAAGUAGACGGAGUUGGCUCGGUGGUGGUAGUAGUGGAAGUGGAGGGAGUCGGCUCGGCAGUAGUAGUGGUAGUAGUGGUAGUUGAUGUGGAAGGUGUUGGCUCGGUGGUAGUGGUGGAAGUGGAAGGAGUUGGCUCGGUGGUAGUAGUGGUAGUUGAUGUGGAAGGAGUUGGCUCGGUGGUAGUAGUGGUAGUUGAUGUGGAGGGAGUCGGCUCGGUGGUAGUAGUGGUAGUUGAUGUGGAAGGAGUUGGCUCGGUGGUGGUAGUGGUGGAAGUGGAGGGAGUUGGCUCGGUGGUAGUAGUAGUAUUGAUGUGGAAGGAGUUGGCUCGGUGGUGGUAGUAGUAGUUGAUGUGGAAGGAGUUGGCUCGGUGGUAGUGGUGGAAGUGGAAGGAGUUGGCUCGGUGGUAGUAGUGGUAGUUGAUGUGGAAGGAGUUGGCUCGGUGGUAGUAGUGGUAGUUGAUGUGGAAGGAGUUGGCUCGGUGGUAGUAGUGGUAGUUGAUGUGGAGGGAGUCGGCUCGGUGGUAGUAGUGGUAGUUGAUGUGGAAGGAGUUGGCUCGGUGGCAGUGGUGGUAGUUGAUGUGGAAGGAGUUGGCUCGGUGGUAGUAGUGGUAGUUGAUGUGGAAGGAGUUGGCUCGGUGGUAGUAGUGGUAGUUGAUGUGGAGGGAGUCGGCUCGGUGGUAGUAGUGGUAGUUGAUGUGGAAGGAGUUGG